AAUUCAUCAGUUCACCUCGAGCUGUCGUCGUGAGUGGUUGUGUUGUCGAUUGUUAUCGUGAUUCUGUCCGUCUCUGAAUUCGUGUGUUCUCUAGAAUAAGCUAAAAACUAUUAAAAAUCUUUUUUAAAACUGGAUAAACACUUUGGUGCGAAGACAUAUACGUGACCGUUAAUAGUGUAGUGCUGUAUCGUGACAGUGUAGUGGCUGGUCGCGCUACGUCGUCGUGCCUGAGUUGGCGUCGUCCCUCCGAUUCUCGUGAGGAUCAAGGAUUCAAGGACAUCGAAAUGUACAUAAUAUCGUCGUGUUAUUAAUAACAAAGUACCUACUUGGAACUGGGUGUGAACCCAGAUACGGUGUGUGAAGUUUUAUGUAAUAAAGAAGAAACUAAAUAGAUUGUGUAUAUUUAACGUGAGUGUGUGCGUAACGAUAAAAUUGGAUUAUAGUGAAGUUUUUAUUUUAAAAAGUGAAGUGUACUCUGCAAAUUGCUCUGCGACUGUUAUGUGCGGUAAACAAGUGAUUUGUGUCAUUUAUUGGAUUUUUAUUUGCUUGGAUUACUAGCAGCUAAAUGGCAAUUGUUCUGGAGGGGUUGAAACCGAAGUCAUGAACGCAAAUAUAGGCUGUCAUUCACAUCAAGCAGGAUAGCUCUUAUCAAAGGUGUACAGUCGCAAUACUGGGGCUCGUAGCAUGGAUGUCAGCUUCAACAAUGUAAUGGAAGGGAUGCGUCAGUACUUUAUGGGAGUACCGAAACAGGCGCAAGCGGAAGGUUCCGGACAGACAGGGUGGCCAGCUGGCACCCCAAUGUUAGAAGAGGGUGCACCGGCUCAGUCUGGCGCUCCUGCGCAUUCAUCGCGCCCUCCGUCCGCUGCUGCUGCACCGCCAUCUACCCCAUCUCAGAUGGCCAUUCCGAUACCACCAAGACCACCAUCGGAACCUUUGGAGCCUGAGCCGCAUAUUAUCCAUAAAGCCACAGUAAUGCGGGAGGCGGCCGAAAAGCGACGUGAGAUGCCAGAAGUUGAAGACGAGGAAGAACCAAUAGCUACACUUUCGCCACCUUCACAUUUUAUUCGUAAACCACAACGUACUCUACCGUCGCCUGCGCCUGCGCCUUCUGUUCAUUGUCCUUCUCCGUCUCGGCCACCAUCAGCAGCUUUACCGCCGCCACCAGCACCAGAGCCUGUAGAGGCUUCUACUCAGUAUCGGCCACCAGUACACAGAGUACCUACGCCAACAGCAAGACCGCCCGACCAAUUCGCACCUGGUCGCCCGCCAGAUCCUUAUACCACCUCUCGGCCUCCAGAACCAUAUGUUCGAUAUCAUUAUGAGUCUAACUUACCUGAUACGGGAAGAAGUUCACAUGGGCCACCAAAUGCCUCACCUCAACCAUCAAUGCCUCCACGGCAUAGUCCACAAACGUAUGCGAGGUUGUCUAAUUCUAUGCCACAUAACGCUUCAAGAUUGCGUGAAUCUGCGACACAUAGCCCUCCUACUCAGCGUUAUACUCUACCGUCUUCGCAACCACCACCUCUGCAUAACGAUCGUGUUCCACCAAUACAUCAUCCACAAACGGCUACACCUUCUCAGAGGCUGGACGUUCGAUCAACACCAAUAUAUUCUCCCCAUCUUCAGCAACGUCGCGAGCCGUCUCCAUAUAGUAGGACAUCAUCACAUUACGAUAGACAUCCGUCAGUACCUGCUCAAAAAUAUGAUCCUCAACAAGCAUAUCCAGGAUACCGGCCUAAUCCAACAACUUUUCAAUCUGCUCAAAGUCAUCGAAUAGAAACACACCAUCCUGUUCAAUAUAAACAAGCUACCGUUGAUACAAUAAAUCCGCCUUAUGGAUCGAAAACAUCAGAUCGUGUUCUUAUACCUUCACAACCACACAUGCAUGAUACAGCACGUUUACCAUCACGUGUUGACUAUCCAAGUUCAAGCAGAAAUAUUGAUACACCCACAAGAGGUGUUUAUUCUUACUCUAUUCCAUCAACUUCAACAUCAAGAUAUGCACCUAGUACGCCAGUACCAGUCUUGCAAAAUUCCUCGGUGCAGUCAAGAUCUUUAUACCGUCCUGCUGCAACCCCAAAAACUAACUAUGAAUAUCCAACAUCUAGUCCCAUUCAAACAUCACCUGCUCGUUCGACGGCAAAACCAGGAUAUCCUAAUCAACAGGCACGCAUGACAGUAUCUGUAACUUCAUUAGUAAACCAAAUGAAUCAAACAAAACAUAAGCGUGAUUCUCCCCAUUCUGCAAGUGUUCAAGUUAAUCAGCUGAGUCAAGUUAAACAAAAACGAGAGUCUCCUCUUGAUUUAUCUGUAAAGACUGUCAAAAAUUCUGCCGAUUCGUCCACAACUCAAGACGACAUGAUUGAUUCACCAUCGAUGGAAAAUAAAACAUUAUCAUUGCAACCACGGCCCAUAUCAAGUAAUCGACAAAAUCCACCUGGUACAAGUUAUGUUGCUUCUCAUAAAGUAGAUUUUGCUCCUAAUUUCACGCAAUAUAGAGAAAGAAGUACACAUAAUUACAAUACACCAGUGCAGUCGACACAUCCAACAAUGCGGUAUAAUGGUGCAUAUGACGUAAGACGUCCAGCACCUGAAUCUUAUUCUGUUGAAUCUCCUCAUCAAAUUUAUUCAGACCGUAGCAAAUAUAAUGCGCCGGUGAACAGAACUGAUCAUGUUCCUAGAAUAGAUUUAACACGACCAAGUACUGAUCAUCGACAUCAUGAAAAUAGAAUACGAGAUGAUAGACAUUUUAUAAUAGAAGAAAGAAAACGCCCUGCAGGGCCAAUAGUGAGUAACAUUCCGGAAAAGAUAGUUCGAUAUGAAACUUGGACUUCGAACGGUCGAAUAGAGCGUAUGAGCCAAUCAGAUCGCGAACAACAUGAGUUAAUGAGUCGACCUGUCUAUAGUUAUAGCAGUCAUAAACAAUUUGAGGCUUAUCAAAAUGAACAAAAGAGACCUAUAGCUUCUAACACGUAUCGUGAACAUCAUUCUCACGUUAGUCAUAGAUACUCUAACAGUACGUAUCCAGCAGAGAUUCCAAGUCGUGAGGCAAGCGAUUAUCACUCUCAUUAUCAUGACAGAAAUCCGUCUAGUAGCCGUCAUCAUGUUAUACAAAAAAUUCCGAGCCAUAGAGAUAUAUAUCCAAAUCAUAUAGACCCACACAAUGGUGUACCGGCUGAUAAGAGAGUAUUGAGUAUACUACGCAACAGUUUAGAAACCAAGCAAACAGGGCUCAUUGAGCCAACUAAGCAAGUGAGAAAUAUACCUGAUCUCAUUGUUAUAGAUGAUGUAGAUGAUUCUGUGAUAGAAAUAACUGAUCUUACGAAAGAUAAUGACACUGAACCAGUCGUUAAAGAUUUACCAAAACAAAUUCAGAAUCAAAUUCCCAAUCUAGGUAACCACAUACAUAUGCCAAAAGCUGUAGAUUCAUUACAACGAGAUUCUGAUUAUAGUAGAUUCGAUAAUGUUGAUGUAAAAAGUAAAUCCCCUGAAAAUGAUGUCGCAUCACGAAUUAGAACGAAAGCUGAAUUAAAAGUAAUGCCACCAUCUCAGGAAAGUAAUGUAAAAUCAGAAAGAAUACUUGAUAUGCCCAAUGAGCAUGAAAAAGUGAAAUUGCUCCCAAAAUCCCAAAAACAACAUUUAUUUAAUCAAAUUAGAGAAGAUAAUCUUCGAUUAGAAUCUGUAAUAAAGAGUGAAACUUUAACUGAAGUUGUUCUACCCGAAGUAAAAACAGAGCCAAUGAAUAUAGAUGAAAUAGAAAAGGAUGCAGAAAUACCUAUAAAAACAGAAACAAUUAUAGAAAACUUAGAAUCUGAAAUUAAUACAUUAAGUAGCGAUACAGUUGAAGAUUUAGAUUGGGUUAGUGCAUGUGACAACUUUAUGGAACAAUUGAAGACUGGGUGUCACAAAAAGAAAACUCAACGAAAACGUAUUGAAAAUUCAGAGCUGGAACAUGAAAAUAAAACUGAGUUAUCUAAGAAGUCACUAUCUACAGAGACCAAGACAUCUGUAGAGAUUAAUGAUGAAAAAGAUCUAAAGGAAAUAGCGCCUAUUGUUACUAUUAAACAAGAGCCUGUAGAUGAAUAUGAUGUAUUAAAUCAAAGUGAACCAUCAUCCUCAAUGAUAUUAAAUUGUAAAGAUAAAGUCGCUCAAGAUAAACUAAAACCCUUAAACGAAAAAACAGAGAUAUCUAAAGAAAAAGAAAAACAAGAAACAUCUAAAGAGAAAGUGGAAAAUAAAAAUGAUAAACUUAAAAACGAUAAAAAGAUUAGUAAAGAAAGUGAGAAACAAUCCAAAGCUAAAACGAAAAUGAAAGUAAAAUCUGAGAAAAACGACUCUGCUUCAUUAAAUCCAGUAAUUGUUAAAAAGGAAGUUAAGGAAAAAGAAUCUAUUAAACCUAUCAUUAAAGAAGAACUUGAAUCUACAGAUGACGAUGAGCCCCUUAUUAAAAGUAAAUUACUAAAAGAUAAAGAACAAAGUGACCGACUUAAAUAUCAGCUACUUAAAGAUUUAUCUGAGAAGUCAGCAUACGUAAAAUUAGAAUGUUGCGAUGUUGAUGUUAACAAAAAUAAUAGAAAGUCUAUCGAUUCUCCGUUAAAAGAUAAGGAAGAAAAGCAGACUAAAGGUAAAUCAAUUAAACAAACGUCACGUAUAAAAGGAAAAUCUUCGUCUAUUGACAACAAUAAAAAUCUAAAACAAAACAGUGAAUCUACCUCUGAGAGUGAUGACGAUGACGAUCUAAGCGUAGCAAGUCGAUUACGUAUACGAAAAAGCAUUAAAACUGAAGACAAUAAAACUACUCCUGCAGCUAAAUCUCCUAUUAAAUUAUCUCCUUUCAAGAAACAAGAUAGUAGUAGUACGACGAAUAAUAAUUCUACUCCAAUCCGUAAGCCCGGUUUUGGUGAUGGUUCUGAUUUUCAUCCGGGAUGGGAAGAAGAAUUAUAUCGAUACAAACGUUCUCUACGAAUGCCUACAAGGCUUAUUGCUAUACCUAGGGGACGUUCAGGUGGUCCAUUUAUAAAAGGAACAGGGGCAUUAUUUUCUCGAGGUACUACAUCUCUGCCAGACUUAGAUCCGGCUCCACUUUCCCCGGCUCCAUCGUCUGCUCCUUCAGCGGCUACUGAUGACCUAUAUUCAAGACGUCCAGAUAAACUUACUUUAGAUAGUGAUCUUGAUUCUAAUUCUAGUUGUUCUGCACCACACAAGUUGCACUAUGAUUCUGAAGCUUCAACAUCCACGGUAUUCUCUACUUCAAAAGUGAAAAAGAAGGGUAGUUCUAUUGUUGAUGUUCUUAUUCAAAAAUGUGGCAAAAAAGAUGAUACUAAAAAGAAAUCGAAAGAUAAAGAUGAGAGAACCCCAAAAGUUAUACCGAAGAGCUCAAAUACGAGUGAAUUGUUACCAACACCUAGUUUAGGUCUCGUAAAAAAUGGAAAUAAAAACAGUCUCAGUGCUAAAAAGGAAAAACUAAUGGAAGAUAUAUUUUAUUUAGGUGCCUUUAGAAAAGAAACUGUUACGGCGUUUAGAAAUGCUUUUAUAAAAAAUACAGAUGGUCUGAUUGGUGCUACAGAAGAAUUUGCACCAGUUGUUCUAAAGUCUAGGACUAGAACCGAAAGUAGAGUACUAAAACAACGGGCGACAAUUAAAGAAAUAUUUGGUGAUGAACGACCAGCUUCUGCACCACCAUCAUCAUGCAGAGAAAGCGAAUCACAUGAAAUACAAGAAGAUCAAGUAAUAGAGAUAAAACAAGAACCGAAAGAAACUGAAGUUAAGACAAAAUUUAAAACGAAAAAAAUAUUGAAAGAUAAACUCAAACGAAGAUCAAGUUCAAUAAGAGAUGGUCUCCGAAGUACGAAAUCGCUUAAAAGAAAUGAUGCUAAAGGGCGAUUACUUCGUCUCAAGAAAAGAAAUAGUUUAAUGAAAUCUUUACCUAAUAAACGAAUGAAAGAUAUUGCAUUAAAACAUAAAAAGGAAAAUAGUUCUAACCUUGACAAUAGACAAGAUAAGCCAAAAGAAGAAGGUAGUUCUUUAACAAUAACUGAAGGAAAAAGACGUUUAAAACGAUUAUUUGGAAGACGAAAAUUUAGUUCAGGGUUUGAUUAUAUACGUAAGAAGAAAAAAAUAAUACGAAGAGAGGACACAGAUACGAAUACUAACAAGGUACGCCGACCUGCAGUAAAACCAAGUCCUGAAUCUGUCCAUGAUAUCCAUAAAGAAAUAAAAAGUUGGAUCAUCAAUAAGAGUAUUGGGGAAACACAUCUCCAUCGUGCUGCUAAACUUGGAUAUACGGAUUGCGUGGCUUACUGUUUGGAAAAAAUGUCAACUGACCCUUCAGCUAAAGAUAAUGCAGGUUUCACACCGCUUCAUGUGGCAGCUGCAAAGGGUUACGUCAGAAUCGCACGACUGCUACUACAAUAUGGUGCAAAUGUAUCAGCAGCAGCACAGGGCGGCAUAAGACCUCUUCAUGAAGCAUCCGAGAACUGUCACGUAGAAGUAAUACGCCUUCUUCUAUCAUAUGGCGCCGAUCCUUUACUGGGAACAUAUGCUGGUCAGACGCCGGAAGAAUUAGCUGAAGGGCAAUCAGCGAAACUUAUUCGUUUAUAUAUUGCUGAUGUGCAAGGUCAGGCAGUCGAACCAUGGAGGUUUCCUCACCCAGCUGAGGUUAUUGAUCAUGAAGAAAAUGGUUGUGACCCAUUGUCUUCACCACCACCAGCCUCUCCACCGCCACCACCUGACUCUACGAUGGAAAUACAAUGCACAGAGGCUCCGCUGCCCCCGUUUUAUAGUCUGAGGUCGGGUUCAGGACAGCCAUGUGAUGGCUUGUGGUGUCUUUUACAGGACGUUAUUAAUUUGUUACAGAUCAAAUCAAAGGAUAGUCUACUAAAACAAAUACAUUGUGGAUCUGGAUCUCCCAAGGAACUGCUACGAGAAAUCAAAACACAAGAGUUUUUGGAGAGAGCACAAUGUCAUCAACUUCUUUGCGCAGGGGAAAAAGUCAAUGUACGCGCCUCGAAAGUAGCGCUUGUCAGAGUAACCGACAAGCUUAGGCAAUUGCUCAAGAUCGAGACAAUUCUUGUCAGCUGACACUAGUGACAGAACUCUAGAGUUUGGAUUAAUUAGCACUUCAAAAUUAUAAAGUUGAAUGACUUUAAUUGUCUUAAUAACGGAUCAAGAGACAGUUUUAUUCUAUUAUUCUUUGAGAAAAAAACAUUAUAAAUAUUAUUAAUGUUUUAUAGUAUUACAUAACACAAUGAAUGGGGGGAAAGGGAUUGUUAGUAAUGGGGUCUAAGUGACCCAUUGCCAGCAAUACACCCUAUCAGGUCGACCUCCACGUGGUUCCCCCUGGAAACCAUGGUGGUUAAUUCUAGUGGAAUUCGUCACAAUGGGCUAAUUGACCUGCUUUCAUCGUCUCCUAUCAUCCCUCACUGGUGCCCCGCCAACGUAUCCCGAUAGUGCAGGCGGGGUUACCAUUCCAUUAUCACCUAUUAAAAAAAAUGCAAUGGAUGGUGAUAGUAACACGUAAUUGUUAUAACAGGGGUGCUCAAACAGUCGAUUGCGGUCGACCGUUUGACUUGUGACUAAAAAAAAUGAAUCUUGUGCGGAAAAGUAAUAUGAGGCGAGGUCAAAAAGUUCGAGGAAUGAGGAGGUUGAAAUUAAACAUCGAACUAUUUUUCCUUUUCAAUUUAUUAUCCUUUAACCUUAAUAUAUUUUUCGUAUCUCUCCAAUAAUUUGUUUAUAUUAUCGAAAAAAUAUCUUGGCUGUCAAAAUAGGCCGAAAUUGCAGACUUGACUUCUUCAUCGUCGCUAAAUCCGGGCCAUUACUUUUUCCCUACUCUCUUCACAAAACUUCAAAAACUGGCGAGAACACUCGACACGCUUACUUUUUUGAAGUGGCGUGAGCAUUCUUGGAAUCCAUUUUGUACUGGCCUUAGUCAUGUACUCUAACUCUACGCUAACUACUCCAACCAUUGCUGCAAGCUGCUUCUUCUUCAGCCGGGUAUAUUCUAAUACAAGUUUUUCUACUUUUGCGACGAUUUCCGGUGUGGUGGCCUCAAUUGGCCGUCCGGAGCGAGAGUCAUCUGCAAUAGACUCUCUUCCUUGUUUGAAAAGACCAUACCACUUGUAAACCAUGGUUUUACUAGGAGCAGAGUCCGCGUAAACUGCUAACAGCUCUUGAAAAGUCGCCUAAGCGGAUUUUCCUUGCUUGAUGAGGAACAUAUUAACAGCGCGAUAUUCAAUUUUUUCCAUACUCCCUGAUUUCUUCCCGAUUCACUUGUUUGCAGGUCGGUAACUCAAAAGUUAAUGACCCGAUUUGGUUCAAACUUGGUAUAUAUACUCUUAAUGAGGUGCUUAACAAAUGACUACCUGGAUGAGUAAACCAACUCCACCAAUCCCUUCAAUCCGCGAAUUUUUUACCUCUUCUUGUAUCUAUGCUACGAUACAUCCUAUAGUAUGAUCCGAUAGUCUCUCAGAGUUGAUCGAUCUACGUCUAACAAUAUUGAAUUUGAGCACCCCUGGCCUAUAAUAUCAUGUAAUGUAUGAAGAGUGUAUCACAAAUUAUACAAAGUGGUAUGAAUAAAAUAUCUUUAGCAAUUGGAGCAUGAUUUAAUAAUUCGGAUGUGGCAAUUGAGGAUAGCUCAACAAGGAGAUCUUCAUCUAGAUCGACUGAUUAAUGUAAUCUAAACAAGACGUAUCUCAUUUAAGAACAAUGUAAUAAAUAUUCGUUUCAUGAGACUGUUUAUGUUAAGGCAGCCAUUACAUAAUCUUGUCACUCCAUCAUUACAACGGGUGCGAGAUUAAUUAUUAAUAGUUGAAAGACUAUUUCAUUUAUCGAACAACAUAAUAAUGUAAAUAUUGUAAAUAAUUUAUUAAGCGUUUUUGCAUAUAUAUAUAUAUAUUGCUUUAAAUGUAUAUUAUUCUCAUGGGUGCUAUUUAGCGUUGGUGUACGGUUUAAUGAGUUAGUUAAAUGAAUAGAUUUAUCUGUGCUACGGCAAUUAUCUUAGUGUAAUAUUAAUUAAAAUUAGUAAAUAAAAUUACGAGAUAUAGUUACCACAGUCUAAUUUAAGUCAUUAGCAUAAUCUUAAACUAUAUGUGCAAUAGUAUACGUGCGGACAUUUAAAUUGAACAUUGUGUAGAUGAAUUUAUAUGAAAAUAUGUGGAAGCGAAUGUAUCAGUCACAGGGUUGGACCAAGCCUUAGCAGACAAUUGCUGUAGGUACUUAAAAUAUGUAGUGUGGAGUAAGUGCAAUUUGUAUCUUAUGCAAUUAAAUGUAUUAAAAUGUUCCCUAAAAUUUUAAAAUCCUGGGAUUUCCAGUAUUUUUAUUUUAUUGUUUCAUUAAUAGAUACAUACAUCACUUCUCAAUGUUAUUGAAGAGGAGACCAUAUACAUAGAAAUUUAUUAAUAAUUAUUUGUUUUGAGAUUAUGCUAGUAUUUUUGACAACAAUUAUUUGUUCAUUGUUAUGUUUGCUAAUUUCGUUUGCAAAUAAUCUUUAUUUCUGUAAAAUCAUUAUUUUACUUGAAGACAAGUUAUGUUUUUAUUUAUAUACCUAUAUUUAUCUGUAAGAAAUUAGAAAAAUUUAUUGAAUCACAUUAUUAAAAAUGCAUAUCGCAAAUUUAUAUUGACAUUGUAAAUACUUACCUAAUGGAAAUUGUAAACAAAUUAUUUUAUAACUUAUUUUGAAGCUAUAAUGUAACUUUUCUGACUAAUAACAGUAAAAUGCUACCUACCAACACAGAUAUUUCAUUAAUCGAUAAUUUAGUUUGAUACACAUAUAUAUGCAAUACAUUGAUAUCUAUUUUGGGACCUUGUAUAAAUAAAUAGUAGACAUUUUAUACUCUGUAGUUAAUGGUCAUGUUCCGCCCUAUUUAUUUAACUUUGAAAAUCAGAAACGAAGAAGUACAUUAUUAAUCUGUGAUGACAUAUUAUUAGGUGGAUUAUCUUGCGUAUGGAAAAGAAAGUAUAAAAUUAUUAAAAAAACAUUUGGAAUAAAUGGAACCUACGAAAUAUACAGUGUGUAUACUCUCAGAAUGGAAUAAAUAAGUUGUGUAAUACCUGCCUGUUAUUAGCAGUACCUACUGUAUAAGUAUUAUUAUAAUUAUUGACACAUAUUUCUUGUUGAUAAAUAUGAAAAUAAAAAUGUGGUCAUUGAA
Molecule: messenger RNA, 10145 nt
Organism: Galleria mellonella (greater wax moth)
Lineage: Eukaryota; Metazoa; Arthropoda; Insecta; Lepidoptera; Pyralidae
Exons: 9
Coding region: 685-7080 (2131 amino acids)
Biological process (GO): negative regulation of transcription by RNA polymerase II
Cellular component (GO): nucleus
Molecular function (GO): protein binding; transcription corepressor activity
Source: RefSeq, a predicted model, not a curated record